AUGGUGUCCCUUGCUGAGCUCAGUGGAAAGCUUGGCCAAUUUAUUGGCCCUGAAAAGGCUGUUACUACAGCAAUUAAAGAUUGUAUUGACGCUAUUAUUAACAGUAAUGAAGACUUCAAAAGCCUUAAAAAGUCUCCGUCUCCGCCUGCGCAGCCUUCCACUGCCGUGUCUGCUGAGCUUAUAAAUGAAAAGAUGCUUGAUGAGAAAAUUGAGCAUUAUAAUAACCUUAAAACAUCCCUUGAAUCUAAGAAAACUGACAAAAAUCCUCCCCUCUCCUCUGAAGAUUCUCGCCUUUUAUCCUCUCAUCAGUCCAAGUUGCAGUCUCUUGAGAAGCUGAAUGAGCUUAAUGACUCCUUGAAUUCUCUUAGUAAUAAUAAUGAUGAUGCUUGCAAAAACCUUUUAGAUAACCUCUGCACAGGCCUCGAAAAAUUUCUCGGCUACCAUGAUGGUAAUUACACCGGAGAGGGAAUUGUGUACUCGGACCUUGACAGGCUCUGCGACGGGGUGAUGGCGUUCUUGCAUGGUGUUUUUGAGACUGUGAAGGAUGAUGAAAAUAUAACAACUUAUGAUAAAGAUGUUUUGAAGAUUGGUACAGUUAUUUCCUCUCUUGACACUUCUGUAGGUAAAGGCCGUGAGGCCUUCGUGACUGCCGUGCGUCAGGUGGACAAGGCAACGGGAGCAGUGACUGCGGAAUUAGGUGAAAAUAAUAAUGAGUAUUACAAGAGUGUCCAAGAUCAGCUAGGCGCUACGCUUCAAGUGCAGUUAACGAGGUGGACGGACACCGUCGAGAAGAUUCAAAAAGAAGUUCAACGCAUAGAGACUGACCACGUUAAGCCACUUGAUAACUCACUUAAAUCACAGAUAACGCACGAAAUUAAUGUGAUUCAUAAGUCGGUGAAAAUGUUGCGUGACAGUGCUGAGGUGCCGGGGUUGAGGCAGCAGGUGGUGGCAGUAGAGACAGAGUUGGACAAGCAGAAAAAGCAGUUGCAAGAGAGGAUUAAAAGCGAGAAUGAGAAACUGCAAAAAAUCCUGUUCGCCCAGUUCGCAAAUAUAUUGAUGAAAAUUGGUGACUUAAAUAACGAGAAGAAGGAACACGUAAUGUCCCUCAGGGGAGUUAUUGAAAUUGCUAAGAAGAAAGUGCAUAGCGAAUUGUCUGAGACCAUUGGAACAACACGGAUUAAUGUUUCUGAAAAGUUUGAAAGCAUUAAAACGUCAUUAAUGAGGUUGGAUCCCAAGGGUGGUGACGGCAUAAAUUCACUGCUGCGAAGGGAUGUAAUGGGAAUUCGAAGGGAUCUUAUAUCAAUUAAUGACGAUAUCCACGGGUGUGUCAAGAGUCUGGGAGAGUGGAUUGAAGAGGCAACUAGGGUCUUGGACGAUGCAAUAAAUUCUGCUUUGUUCAUCAUGGAGAAGAAGCCUGGAGAGGAGAAUAUGUUCUCUGUCAAGAGGAACGCACUGGCGUUGAAAGCCAAAGGUGAAGAGCUUUAUUGGCAUUAUGACUGGGCGAAGAGGCGUGUCACGGAGCUGGUGAGGGAAGUUCAGACAAAAAUUGGAGCGCUCUACGGCGCUGUUAAUGGUGGACAAGGCAGCGGAGAUAAUAAUAAAAUCUCGGAAGUACUAAAAAAAAUUAAGCAGGACGUUGAUGGGAUAAAGGGGCAGAAUGGGGGAACUGAUGGAAACGGCCUUGAUGGUAUUAAACAUAAAGUGCAUGAAUAUGCUCAGACCUUCGCUACGAAUGGUGUUAAGAAUGCAUUCGAGGAGAAAGUGCAGGGGUGGGUGGAUGGUAUAUUGAAGAAUGAAGUUAAGGGUGCGAUUGGUUGGUAUGUUAGUGCAAACAAAAGUAAUGGGACGCUGAGAGAGAAAUAUGCAUAUAAAGACGGCAGUGCAAAGUACGAGGAACUUAACAAAAAAAUUGCGGAACAUGUUGUUACCAAGUUUAACGGCAUGAUUCCGGUAGUCGGUGGCGCGGUUACGAGUAAGAUCGCAACUGUCGUCUCCAGUCCCAACGAAGCAAUCAAAAUACACGUGGAGGCUGUUAGGUACGCCUGUAAUCAAUUGGUCGGCGCAAUUGCAGGUACGAUUGCGGCCUCUACGAUGGCUACUGCAAUCGGCGAAGAAGUUUGGAAAGUUAAUGACGGUGCGAGACUCGACAAAUCGUAUCUCCAAUCCGCCAUAGAGGACAUUAAGAAAACUCUUGCUGACAGAGCCAGAGAGGUCGGCAACGGUUUUGCAUGGUUCAUUGAUAAUGAUAAGGAGGACCUGACGAAUAAAGUGGAUGCGGUUAGUAAAAUUACUGAUGAUCUUGAGAAAAGGCUCAAUGCUGCUACUCAGGCCUCCGGCGGCAGUAACCACGCCCAAGCCGUCGACGACGCGAUCACUAAAAUUGAUACAGAAGUAGCCGCGGCAUUUGAUAACAAUGUUAAAAAUAUAUACGUGAAAAGCCCACCUGUCCCCGUACCUACGGUUGGCAAAGAGGACAAAGGAGUGCUGCAUCAGUCGUACGAAGAUAUCACCGAUAAUCUUGAACAGCUUACAGAAGAAUUCUCAAAAACUGGAAACGCUGUUAAAGAUGAAUUAAUGAAAUUGAAAAAUAAGAAUAUAGCUGUCUUGCUCAGGCAAAUUAAAGAAUUAAUUGAGAGUGUGCGGUAUAACAACGUUAAUGGUGUUACCGCCGAAGUCCAAGGAGCGCUUGCACAAAUUCACGAGUUGGAAGCUGUGCCCGGCCAGGUUGAGGAAAAAAGAAAGGAAGUAGAGAAGAUCAUGGACAAGUUGAAAAGUGGAAUUGAGAAUGAAAUUCAUCUCAUCGAAGCGGCGGUUAACAACGCCGACAGCGCUUUGACAUAUGCCAUAGAAGCCCUCAAAAACGCCCAUACAACGGCGUAUGACAUAUGCAAACAAGCCGUCGACCAGCUCAGCGCAAACCUGAAGGACGCCGUCAACUUGGCAUUCUACAAGGUCACCAACGCAGUCCAAGAAAUGUUUGUAGAGCAGCACAAGGCGGACUUGGACGCACUUAAGAAAUUGGUCGAAGACGCGAAGAAUAAAAUCGGCGAUAUAAUUUCCCUAGACAGCAUGACAGGCCUGAAAGGUCUAAUCAGGGAGAUGAAGGCGCAGCUGGAAGGCAGAAGUCUUAUACACAUACAAAGCCCGGUGGAAUUUACAGGAACAGCCUCCGAUCUCAAGACAUUUUUGGACGCGCUUUUAAAAUAUGUUGAAGGCCAACUGAAGACCGUGGUUCCACCUCAGCCUCCGACUAGGAGGCAACCACCGGCUUCCACCCCGGACGAUGGCAAAGUUAAUAGGCAUCUUCCUCCCCGGUCGUCUAGAUCCAAUUUAGAAUAUCAUGGUCCAACUUUGAAGUCAAAUACCCAAUCCAGUCAGGUGUCAGUACUGGCCACCACUCUGGAACAUUUAUGGUAUUUGCUUAACGACUCCAGACGUUUUGAUAUUAGAUUCGAACAUCAUCUUACCAAAGUCAAAGAUGCGCUUGGUCGCCUAAAUCCCAAGACGUUCUCAGGAUUUAAUAAUCCGGUUCUGCUUGACGUUGUGAGGAAUAGCGUGGCACCUUUAGUUGCGGAAUUAGGCAGGGCUUACAUGAAUUCGUAUGAAAGUGCCCAUCCGAUUGAGUGGGAACGUGAUACUGUCAAUGCCGAACGGUGUUCUAAAGUUUGUCUUACCAUACUAUUUAGCCUUCACAACUCGUUACGUACAUUAAGAAGGAAUUGCAAGUAUGGUUGGGAUACACAUCAAAUAAACACAUCCACAGCACUUGGAACAUUUAUGGCCGAUCAAGGUUAUGAGGUGUCCGAGAAGGGAAAACAAAACGGCCAUUUACGGAAUAAAACAGAAUUCAAGGGCGAGAAUAUUCAUAGUGUUCUCGUCGGUGAUGAAGUCUAUAAUGUUUUCAGAGAGAACGGCAAGCGCCCACUUGACUUCUUGUACGACUACCUCCAAGACUACAAUGCUCUCUGCCAUUACAGGCACGUCACUCAGCCCAGAGUUCCAUGCAGUGUAUAUGAAAUGUUAGUAUGGCUUGGCGGCUUACCGCACAACCGCGUGUAUAAUAAGCUGGCAGACCAGUGUAAAACGUUGCUCCAAAACGAAGAUUACAUUGAUGUAGCAUCCAACUUUACAAACAUUUCUAAAUUACACUUACCUAAAUUAUGCUCAUAUUCAUAUGACAUACUCACCAAAGUCCUAGGACACGGCGACGAAUAUACCACGUAUGGAUGUGACUACCCGAACAAUUCACAUAGUUUGAAAUAUCCCACUUCGGGAGAGGAAUGCCUUGGAAUGUUACUUGACAUCCUCCAUCGACUUUUCCCACCACUUAUGUUUUUGUUGAGUCAGUGUAGCAAUGUUGCUUCCGAGCAUGGCUGGCAUGACUGCUUCUACGGCAAAGAUGUUCCACCAUCUAACUGGCCAUGCAAUGACCAUACUGCAACGGCAUCUAACUGUCUUCCCAGAUCACCCCUUCAAUCAUACCUAACCGAUGCUCUCCCUGGGCAUCUGCCUCACCAGCUCACCAGUGUUGGAUGCAAAUCGACGUGCAACACCUGUCCCAAAUCGACGCCUGGGAUGCCAUGUUUGACACCUCUCGGAUUCAGAGGUUUCUCAGGAAGCAAAAGGUCAGGUAAAGAGCUAUGUAACGUGUUAACCAAAUUGCUGACCAACAAGCUUGUUUCGUUGCUGUUCUGCGUGCUGCCCAAAGCGCCAAGAACGUUGCCAGAGCAUAUCGUUUUCGCACGCUGCCUUGUGAACGAAUGGCAUGAUGGUAAUCCACAAGACAAAAAUGGUUUACAAAGAGGUUUCGAAAAGUCCGUUACUGAGGCCUCAAUUCGCCUGUAUGAAAACACUGGUAACUUGGCUAAAGUAUUCAUUGACGCGUAUGGCUCAGAAUCUGUAAAACAUCCUGAGUGCCAGCAUCCGCAUCUUUUGAAUAUCACAAGCGACGGUAUCUGCAAAAACACCAAAAAUAAAAUUGAGUGCGCGCCAUAUCUCUCAUCUCUCUACUCCCACGCAUAUCCUUACUUCACCAAAAAGCAUUCUAACACAUACCUCUCAUGGGCCAUAUACCUCCCAUGGACAUUCUGGGAUCUACUCAACAAUUUAUAUAACGCUUUCUGUGGAAUCACUUGUGCAGAUUGGGGAUGCAGAGGAUGUCUCAGAGGAGACAAGUGCAAGAAUGGCAAGCAUGGCGUCAUUGAGGAUGAGAAGAAAACAGAUGAGACUUGUCAGUGCACUUCCAUAGUAGCCUGCAGAGGCGUAGCACCGACGCUCUACCAGUAUGGAUUCAGCUUCGGCGAGGCGUCGACGUUGAAUGAUGGUAAGACGCCGAAGAAGUGUAAGGAUUUCUGCAGUCAGUUGAAGAAUGUGCUAAAAUCAGAAUAUUUCCAGGCUCUGUUCAAGGAGUGCGACAAUUUCCUGAAAGAAAUCAGAUGGCCAUUUAUGCUAACGUUGUUAGCCCUCUGGUCCCUCUCCUUGCUCUACCUGCUGCACAUCGCCGUCGUCCGCCUCGACGUCCUGAGGAUACGCUACCACCUGCGCUCGCCCUCAAGCCACCGCAUCGCCGCCCAGUCCCUCCUCGCCGCCGCACGCGUCAAGGCACUCGCCAACGUCAAGUACUUCUCACCGUGA
Babesia ovata is the source of this 5634-nucleotide messenger RNA. RefSeq lists its product as uncharacterized. Lineage: Eukaryota; Apicomplexa; Aconoidasida; Piroplasmida; Babesiidae. Bases 1 to 5634 code for a protein of 1877 amino acids. The record is from RefSeq and is a predicted model, not a curated record. The transcript is spliced from 3 exons.